Molecule: messenger RNA, 3356 nt
Organism: Cannabis sativa
Lineage: Eukaryota; Viridiplantae; Streptophyta; Magnoliopsida; Rosales; Cannabaceae
Product: protein GAMETE EXPRESSED 3-like
Exons: 11
Coding region: 898-3069 (723 amino acids)
Biological process (GO): pollen tube guidance; embryo development ending in seed dormancy
Cellular component (GO): plasma membrane
Molecular function (GO): protein binding
Source: RefSeq, a predicted model, not a curated record
CAUAAAAAUAUUGCAUAAAAUAUAAUUUAAUAAUACUAUACAAUACAAUACAGUGUAAUAUAACGUAUCAAAUGAACUCUAAAUAAAACUAACAAUGCGUGGCUCGGCAAGAUCCAUCUAAUAUAUAGAUAUAAUAAUUAUAUUGAGAAAUGUGGGUAGUUUUAGUUAAGGAUUAUUUUCAUAAAUUUUCAGAAAUAACAAAAAAUAAAAUGAUUACAAAAAUAUGAGUUGUUAUUUUAGAUUUGACCUUUUAUCUUAAAACAAAAAUAUGAGUUGUUAUUUCUUUACAUUAUUUUUACAAAAUGGUAAUUUAAAAAAAGAAAUCUGUAUAUUUUAGGCUGAAAAUCUCUUAUUAGAAAAAAAGGUGGGUGUGAUUGUAUUCUUUUAAGCCCAGUUAUAUACGUAGGUGGGUGGGUUUCAUUUUGGGCUCUGCUCUUUCUCCAAUCCAAUCGCUGUAUCAGCCUUUUCGGUUUUCUUCGGUUUAUCAACCUCGGAGAGGACAAGACAAAUGUCGUUUCACUUCUAACAGUUAUUCUACUCAAAACAGUUAUUCAAAAGUCCCUUCUCUCUUUCCAUCAUCACUAAGGUAUGUACAGUAUUUUAGUUUUAUAUUUUUCUCUGUGUUAUUCGAACAAUCACAGAGGUUUUAGUGUUACUUCUUCGAAAAUAUACUUGUUACUCCUCUACCAUCAAAGCUGCUCUCUUCAACUCCAACCAUUCCUGCUACUUUUAUAAGGCUGCCCACUUUCACUUCACUCCUGUCUUAGACCGUCGACCACGCAAUUAUUGGGAAACUUGCAGAUCAUUGAUGGAGUUGCUGUCCUAUCACGAUCUUCUACUUCUUUGCCAAAUUGGAUUUUGUUCCAAUCAGAUUUAGAGUAACCGUUUACUUUAAUCAUGGUAAUGCGAGACCUCUCUACUGAUACAUAUUCAUGUUUCGAUUUUGAACUUGGGAUCACUGCUACUCACUCUUCAAUGUUGCCAAGAAUCCAUGUCGUUUUCUUAUUGUUCCUUUUGGUUCUACUGAAUUCCAUACAUUGUCAACCACAAGAGUUGCCGAAGUACUCGAAGGAUUCUUCUUUGUUUUCAGCUGAAGCAGUGUCAAGAAAAUUUGCACGUAGACUUUCGAAACCUCUAAUUGGAAAUGAUGGGAGGAUUUAUAUUUGUUCUGAGAAAGAUUUGUUUGCAUUUGAGAGUAAUGGUUCUAAUGCAUGGACAAUUCGUUUGAAUUACACAUGUUAUGCUGAUAUGGCUCCAGUUUAUGGUGGAAAUGAAAAGAUAUAUGUGGCUGCAGAGAAUAGAGUUGUAGAAAUUAACUUGUUAAAGAUUGGAACUUCUGAACCAAAUGCAGAAGUUGUCCUAAGUUUUCAACCAGCAGAUAGAGAAGGAAAAGGUGAGAUUAUUGGAUUCUCAGUUAGCACAUUGAGUUCCUCUAUGUUUGUCAACAUUAGGGGUCAGGGACUCUUUGCAUACUCUACACUUAGACAACUUUUGUGGAGUGCCGGACCUGUGCUCAAUCAAUUUGGCUACCGCCAAGGAUGUAAGAAAAAUGUCACAGAAUGUUAUUUCAACUCUGUCCCAGUGAUUGAUCGAUGUGAGGCUAGUAUUUAUAUUUCAAAUACAGAGGGAGAACUGUAUUCACUGUCUACUAAGAGUCCUCACUUUAUGUGGAUACAUGACUUGAGUUUGUUUGGCAAAGUUUUUACUGUCACUCCUGGAAACAAUGGUCGGGUAUAUGUUGUUGUGCCAGACAAGUCUAUUCUGCUUACACUUGAUGUUUACACUGGAAACUUGCUAUGGCAGGGAAGUAUAGGGCCUUUAAGUUCAGUAAACUCUGCACCAGUUGUUGAUACUAAUGGUUGGGUAUCCAUUGGUUCAUUGGACGGCUUCCUAUAUUCAUUUUCGCCAAAUGGGGCGCUUAAAAAAUUUUCUAAGUCAACUGCAGCAAAUUCUGUUAUCCAAGUGAGUCCAGUUCUUGAUUGUUCUGGCUAUGCAUUAUAUUUUUCUCAAACUGAAAUGGAGGGAAAGACUAGCCGCACAAUAGGUGAUUACACUUAUGUCUCAGCAAUGAAACCAAGGAGUGUGGUCUUCACCCUAUAUGUCCCAGAAACUGGAUCCAUCUACUGGUCUGAAAGAUAUCCUGGUGACUUUUCACCUCCAUUGGCUAAGACUGACUUGGACCGUUAUGUGCUGGAUGAAAGGAUUCUGCUUGCAUUUUUUGCUGCUUCAAAGACUGGAAAUCCAUUGGCAUGUCGUUCCAGACAUCAGAAGCUUAUUUCUACUUGCUCCCAAGCUAGACCCAAGCUUCUCAGGCUUUACACAGGGAAUGAAAGGGCAAUAUUUUUGUUUCUACUAUUUGAGUCCUUUAUCUUGAUAUUUCUAGCUGGACUAGCACGAUUUUGCUGCAUAUUUUGGAGGAAAAAGAAACUCCAAAGCCAACACCUUGGACGCUUUCUUGACAAAAGGCGCUCUCUCCAACUCAAGAAGAAGUCAUUUGACAGAAGCAUUACAGAGCUCCAAACCAAAGCUGCAGAAGAGGCAGUGGCUAAUAAUAAUAAUAACAAUGAAGUGCAUGAAAAGUUAGAUGAUUUGGUUAGGGAAAGGGAAGGAAUAGAGAGGAAGCUUUCGACAACAUAUAGUUUGGGGAGAGACAAAAACAGUUCAUGGUCAAACUCAAACUCAAAGUCUCUACUUCCACUAUAUGAUUAUGGAAAAACAAGGAGCUCAUCUUUUGAAGGGUCAAAGAAAGAGAGAGUUACAAUGUUUCAAACAUUGAGUGAUACAACAUCUCCAUCAACAACAGAUGGCAGUGAUGGUGAAGAUGAAGAAACCAGCUCGGAUUUGCAUGAAGAUGAGUACAUCGAAAACAUGACAAAGGGAAAGGGAAAAGUACUAGUUGAUGAAAAUGAAAGCUCAAGUGAUGAAGAUGAAGAUGGUGAGGAUGGGGUUUUGGAGAGAGAGUUAUGGAGAAGUCCUUCAGAGCCAGCCUCAAGCUCAUUAGUUUGGAAUAAAAACGGUAGUGGAAGCUUGUCAUUGAAGCGGAGAAAAGCAUUGUCAUCAACCAAUUAGGGACUUUACUUAAUUGACGUAUCUUUGUUUGAAAUUAGAAUGUAUUUGUAAUAGUGUUUAGAAGAAACCAAAGGAUUAAUUAGUACAAUUUCUUUUAAAAUUAUAAACCCAAAAAAUUACUUUACCUAACUAUACACAGAAAAUGACAAAAAAAAAGGUCAACGUUAGUUGUGAUUAUGUAAGGGGUAAUAUUAGAAAUAUGUAAUUCUUUGAAAUGGGAUUUGUUAAUUGUGAAUAAUUAGUUAUACCGAAUGUCUCUGUUAUUUUUUUUGAAACAAAGAUUGCAC